This is a messenger RNA of Acomys russatus (golden spiny mouse), 1383 nucleotides long. RefSeq names its product MINDY family member 4B (gene Mindy4b). Gene Ontology annotation, biological process: protein K48-linked deubiquitination. The record is from RefSeq and is a predicted model, not a curated record. Gene Ontology annotation, molecular function: K48-linked deubiquitinase activity; cysteine-type deubiquitinase activity. The transcript is spliced from 12 exons. NCBI's taxonomy places the organism in Eukaryota, Metazoa, Chordata, Mammalia, Rodentia, Muridae. Bases 1 to 1383 code for a protein of 460 amino acids.
AUGGAUCCAGAGAUCUCAGUCCAGAAACAAGAUUCUCUAGAACUGGAUUUAAGUGACAUUAUUAGGAAAAUCUUAUUUCUUGACAAAUGGAAGGAAAUCUUCAGGUAUUAUAGGUUGGGAAGCAAUAACACAACGCCUCAGAAUCCCGAUGGCGCCCAUAUAUCUGCUGAGGAAACUAGAGAAAGAUAUGGAAUGCUUCGGCCCAAAGGACAAGAACAGUUGCCAUGCUGCAGUUUUAGUUCUGUUCCCAGACUCUCCAGCGUCUCUCCAACACUGGAUGGUUUUCCUAUCUCCCCGGCAAUGGCCACAAUGCUGCAAAGAAGCCUCUUUGGAAACACUAACCAAGUCCUCAGCAGUGACUGGAGAAAGGCACACUUCAAGUUUCACGAUCCCUUCUCUGACCUGGCCUUUGCUUUACAAGUAGAAAAGGGAGGUGCCCAGAGCAUUCAGAUGGCGGUGCAAGGAUCGAUCAUCAAAUAUUUACUGUUUACUAAGGAGGGGAAAGGCUGCAGCCUUCACAGCUUAUGUAACCUGAGCCAGCGUGAGCAGGAGCAGGCUCUAGCUGCAGUGCUGGCUAGCAUCCUAUGGGCUGCAGGAGCAGCUCAGAAAGCCGUCCUCUGUUUUGUCACCAAAGACCUCCGUAGCACUUCGACUCUUCACUACUCCACUGACAAUUUCAUUGAGAGGCUCCAGCUGUUUGAAUUUUCAGAGAAAGGAGCCACUGAGAAAUUCAUCUAUGAUCAUUUACAAUGUUUCAUGGGAGAAGGAAGCCAUGGUGUCAUCCUCUUCCUCUACAGCCUGGUGCUCUCCAGAACGUUUGAGAGGCUUCAGAGGGACCUGGAUGCCAGCACCACUCAUCUCUUGCAGCCUCAGGCUGGAAGUGUCUUGUGCAGGCAGGCCGUUAUAAACAUGAUUUUGACUGGGAGAGCAAGUCCAAAUGUCUUCAAUGGCUAUGAGAAAGGGCAGGAUGAGGAAACGUUACAUGGCGUCUUGACCCGCAGUGAUGUUGGCUACUUGCAGUGGGGUAAAGAGACUUCUGAGGGUGACCGACUCUCACAGGUGGGCAGCAUGCUGAAGACUCCCACAUUCCCUAUUUGGUUGUGCAACAUCAAUGGAAAUUACAGCAUCCUUUUCUGCACAAAUAGACAGCUCUUAUCAGACUGGAAAAUGGAGCGUGUCUUUGAUCUGCACUUUUACAGUGGCCAGCCGUCACAGAAAAAGCCUGUACAUCUUACAAUAGAUACUCAUGCCCAUCACUGGGAAGGGGACCACCAUGAAGAUAAACACGGAUCAGGAAGAUGGUUUUCUUCAGUGGAAAUGGCAAUCAGAACCAAAUGGAGAGACGCUACUGUCAACUGGAAUGGAGCUAGUCCCUUUCUCUAA